AUGAGAGAUCGUCUUCAAGAGCUUAAACUGAGAGCUAAGGAACUGCAGGUAGCUGGAGAAAACAGCACCACAACUGCACAGGAAGAGCACGAAGAGCUUGAACAACAGGCUAUAAUUUAUGAGAAAGAGCCCAUAACCGAGAGGCACUUGCAGGAAAUCCAGAAGCUUCAGAAUGAAAUUAAUAAUUUGGUGGAGGAGGUUCAUAAGUUCAGUCAACAACAAAAAACUCUAGCAUCUUCAAUGAGAAGAUUCAGUGUCCUUAAAAAGGAAUCUAACAUAGCAAGAGAAAUAAAAAUUCAAGCAGAGCACAUUAGAAAAUGCUUGGAUGAAUUGUCAAAAACAGUGAAAAAAGCUGAAAAUGAGCAUGGCUCAUCAUCUGCCAUAGUAAGAAUUCUGACUUCCCACCAUGCUUUCCUGUUCCAGCGCUACCUAAAUGCUAUGCUCGCAUACAAUGACGCUAUCACUGCUAAGCAAGAAAAAUGCAGACGAUUUAUUGUUCGUCAGCUGGAAGUUGCUGGUAAAGAGGUAUCUGAUGAAGAAGUCAAUAAUAUGCUCCAACAAGGAAAAUGGGAGAUUUUUAACGAAAAUCUGCUCACUGAAGUAAAAAUUACCAAAGCGCAGCUCUCAGAGAUUGAGCAGAGACACAGAGAGCUCGUCAGUCUGGAGAACCAGAUCAAAGACUUGAAGGAACUUUUUAUCCAGAUUUCAGUUCUCGUGGAGGAGCAAGGGGAGAUGAUCAACAACAUUGAAAUGGCUAUGAACAAUACUCAAGAAUACAUUCAAAUAUCAAGAGAAAAAUUUGGGCUUGCAGUCAAAUAUCGAAAGAGAAACCCUUGCAAAGCAAUAUGUUGCUGGUGCUGCCCAUGCUGCAGAUGACAAA
This is a messenger RNA of Tinamus guttatus (white-throated tinamou), 880 nucleotides long. RefSeq names its product syntaxin 19 (gene STX19). NCBI's taxonomy places the organism in Eukaryota, Metazoa, Chordata, Aves, Tinamiformes, Tinamidae. The record is from RefSeq and is a predicted model, not a curated record. Gene Ontology annotation, cellular component: SNARE complex; synaptic vesicle; presynaptic active zone membrane. Gene Ontology annotation, biological process: intracellular protein transport; synaptic vesicle fusion to presynaptic active zone membrane; exocytosis. Gene Ontology annotation, molecular function: SNAP receptor activity; SNARE binding.